GACUCACACAUUCAUAUGGAGAUUUGGGUGUAUAAAUACAGGGCAGUGGCAGAGGAGAAGCAGCUCAGAUUCAACUGGCUCUUCAAACUGAGCAGAAACACUGACUCCACAGCAAUGGCACCCUCUGUUUUUGGACAAGCAAACAAGGAGCACCUGACCCCUGCUCAUAAGCUGAGAAAGCCAAUGGUGGAGAAACUGCGGAGAGAUCGCAUCAACACCAGCAUUGAGCAGCUUAAAUCCCUGCUGGGCCCCGAGUUUCUCAGGCAGCAGCCCGACUCCAAGCAAGAGAAAGCUGACAUCCUGGAGAUGGCCGUGUCAUAUCUAAGAAACUGGCACCUGCAGCAGAAGCAGACCAGCUUGACCUCUAGCCUGAUGCCGGCUAGUGACGGUUACUCCCACUGCGUGCAGGAGGCUGUCAGCUUCCUGUCCCACUGUGAGGUCCAGACUCAGGCCCACAGGCUGCUGCUCAGCCACUUUCAGGGCCUGCAGGCUUCCAGCCGGACCAGUCCCUGCAACCUCUCCCCUCCUGGCUCUCCACUCCAUCAGGUCAGCUCAAGCAAGGGUGGAAGCCAGGCCGGCUGUGCUCUGUGGAGGCCUUGGUAACAGCCUGCGAACAGAGAAAGAACUAUGUCUGUGAGUGGCAUGGACAGAAAGUUGAGGACUUAGAGAAGUCUGCUUUCUUCUGCUUUGGCAGGAGAUUCAGCACUGUUGAGUGUUUGAUUUUGUGGUGAAAUCAACACAAUGUGCCAGUACUCCUUUGGAAGGACUGAAAUUAUUUAGUGUAUUAUAUAUAACACAUGCUUCAUUAUUUGGAGUGCUCAUUCCGUGAUUGUGUUAAUUGUUCCUGUGGGAAAACUGCUCCCAGCUUUUUGUUUGCUUUGCAAACAUCAUUGAAUUAUACUAACCACAUUGGUUUAAAUUUAUUUAAGUGUCUGAAACGCUGAUUGAUGUGUUUCCUGUCCAUCCUUGAUACCGAGUGUCACUGAUUGACAUAUUUCAUCAGUUUGCUGUUGAUGAAUCAAAAACAAGCCAUAGAGGGAUCCCAUGGAUCCACCUGUACUGUAAAUCUUAUAAUGAUUAUACUUUAUGCUAUUUGUAACCAUUAUUUGGCCUAUGUGUGAAGGAGCGUUGCUACCGAUACUUUAACCAUUACCUGUCCACUUGUAAUGUUCAUAAUGGAUUUUUUUUUAAAAAAUCUUCUUAAUGAUACCUUUUAUAAAGGCAUUUGCAUUGAUAUCAAUCUUUGUUAAAAGAACCCAUGUUACUGCUUCCCUGAGAAGUUUGUUUUUGAAAAUGUGAAAAAGAAAUAAAUGAGAAACUUCUGAUGAAGUUCUGCAAACGCAAACAAUCACA
Molecule: messenger RNA, 1353 nt
Organism: Archocentrus centrarchus (flier cichlid)
Lineage: Eukaryota; Metazoa; Chordata; Actinopteri; Cichliformes; Cichlidae
Product: transcription factor HES-5-like
Biological process (GO): regulation of DNA-templated transcription
Molecular function (GO): DNA binding; protein dimerization activity
Source: RefSeq, a predicted model, not a curated record